UAGAAACAGUAAAAACAUAUUGAAGUUUAUAACAUAAAAAUUAUUUUAAAUCUUCAAUUAAUUAAAUGGAUUAUUUCUAUUUGUAUUAUGGACUCGCAUUUAUCAUAACCUGGUUCUUUUCGUAUUUAUACAAAGGUUAUGAUUAUUGGUCUAAGCAAGGCAUUCAAGGUCCCACACCAAUCCCAUUUUUCGGGAACUUGCUACAUUUACUGGUAACUCCACAACCCUUACAGGAAAUUAACUGGUUUAACAAAUAUGGCAAAAUAUACGGGCACUUUAUCGGGAAAACACCAAUACUAAACGUGUGCGAGCCCUCAGUGAUCAAAAGUAUCCUGGUUAAAGAUUUUCACCUAUUUUCCGACCGCUACCACAUCCGGGACGCCUCCGACCAGAUCGCCAGCAAAACCCUGUUUCACAUGAAUGGCGACGCGUGGCGUAGGGUUAGGGCCAUCACGUCGCCCACGUUCUCGUCGGGCAAAAUGCGCAAAAUGUACCCGCUCAUCAGGGAGUGCCUGGCCGACAUGCUUACCCAACUGGAUAUUUAUGCUACCAGUGGCAAGGUAUGCGACGUAAAGGACAUGUACGAAAACUACACCAUGGACGUAAUAGCCACCUGUGCGUUUGCCACGAAAACCAACGUGUACAAAUCUCAGGACCUGAACCCGUUUGUUGUGAACGCCCGGAAGGCCUUUAACGGCAUACAUGUGGCCGACUUUGCGACGCUUAUACCGGCGUUUGUCAAACGGCUACUUAGGGUCACCAUCACCGGUAAGAUUGGAUUUUUCUUUGAAACCACGAGACAUAUAUUGGCCAUCAGGAGGGACCACCCGAGCGAUAAGCAUAACGAUUUUAUUCAGCUGAUGAUGGAAGCCAUGUUGACCGAUAAGGUGACCAGGGAUGAGCAGGAUACUAAUGAAGCGCACUAUGUCAAUGAGGGAGCCGAGGAACUGGAGGUCGAGCGGAAAGCCCUAACCCGGGACGACCCCAAAUCGGGCGCCAAACAGCUGACCGAAAACGAGAUCGUCGCCCAGGCGUUCAUGUUUUUCUUGGCCGGUUAUGAGACGUCCGCCACCACCCUAUCCUUCUGUACGUACGAACUGGUCCGGAGCCCCGGUAUUCAGCAGCGCCUACACGACGAGGUGGUCGCCGCGUUUGAUUCAAAUGGCGAGAUCGAGUACGACGUGUUGGCACGACUACCCUAUUUGGAUGCCGUCGUGUCGGAGACCCUGCGUAUGCACUCACCCGCCCAACGGAUGCCCCGCAUAUGUAGCGUCGACUAUACACUGGGCGACACCGGGGUUAAGGUGGCGGCCGGUCAGAACAUAGACAUCCCGAUAUACGCCAUACAUCAUUGCGAAGAGUUUUACCCUGAACCUUUUAAGUUUGACCCGGAUCGAUUUAUGCCCGAGAACCGCCAUAAGGUACUGCCCUAUACCUACCUGCCCUUUGGUGCCGGCCCUCGCAAUUGCAUUGGUAUGCGAUUCUCGUUGCUGGAGAUUAAGCUAGGGUUGGCCCAUAUGAUUAAGAACUACCGGUUCUCGAUCUGUCCGGAAACGGACGUCCCGGUGCAGUAUAAACGUAUGUUACGUAUAGGCGCCCCUAAGCGUAUGAAUGUACGUGUUGAGAAACGUGUAACCACCAUCGACCAACAUACAGGCGCCAGUUAUAAAUGUAGCAUGCUCACUGGCCAGGUGCACUACGGCAUUGGCCACGUCCGAUGGUUCACCGAUACGACCAAUCGGGUACUUCCCCGCCAAACGUUGCUUAAAUGCCUUGAGUUCGUCCCCGGUCAUAUUACU
This is a messenger RNA of Oppiella nova, 1799 nucleotides long. Lineage: Eukaryota; Metazoa; Arthropoda; Arachnida; Sarcoptiformes; Oppiidae. The record is from the annotation of a GenBank genome assembly.